AUGUCAUGUUUGGGUAGGAUCUUGUCGGUUUCCUACCCGCCGGAUCCGUACGACUCGCGUCUUUCAGGGUAUAAACUGUCUUUACUAGGGCGAAAUCGGAGAUUGAGACUGCGAUUCACGGCGUUGGACCCUGAAUCUUCCUCCGCAGCUUCCUCUCUCGACUCAGACUCUGCCGAUAAAUUCGCUGCCGGGUUUUGUAUCAUAGAAGGGCCUGAAACAGUACAGGAUUUUGCCAAAAUGCAAUUACAAGAGAUUCAAGAUAACAUUCGAAGCCGACGAAACAAGAUCUUCUUGCACAUGGAAGAGGUACGGAGGCUGAGAAUACAACAACGGAUUAAGAACACAGAACUUGGCAUCAUCAACGAAGAGCAAGAACACGAUUUACCUAAUUUCCCUUCCUUUAUCCCGUUCUUACCUCCAUUGACUGCUGCCAAUUUGAAAGUCUAUUACGCAACUUGUUUCUCACUCAUCGCGGGGAUUAUCCUAUUCGGUGGCCUACUAGCUCCUACAUUAGAGCUGAAGCUAGGUAUAGGAGGCACAUCAUAUGCAGAUUUCAUUCAAAGCCUUCAUCUACCUAUGCAAUUGAGUCAAGUGGACCCGAUAGUAGCGUCCUUCUCUGGAGGAGCUGUUGGUGUGAUCUCGGCGUUGAUGGUAGUUGAAGUCAACAACGUAAAGCAGCAAGAACACAAGAGAUGCAAAUACUGUCUAGGAACUGGGUAUCUAGCUUGUGCUCGUUGCUCUAGCACAGGUGCUCUUGUUUUAACCGAACCGGUCUCAGCUGUUUCUCUAUCAGCACCCAAAACUGAAAGAUGUUCAAACUGUUCAGGUGCCGGAAAGGUGAUGUGCCCGACAUGUCUGUGCACAGGAAUGGCUAUGGCAAGCGAGCACGAUCCUCGGAUCGAUCCCUUUGAUUGA
Molecule: messenger RNA, 915 nt
Organism: Microthlaspi erraticum
Lineage: Eukaryota; Viridiplantae; Streptophyta; Magnoliopsida; Brassicales; Brassicaceae
Source: the annotation of a GenBank genome assembly